This is a messenger RNA of Babjeviella inositovora NRRL Y-12698, 1890 nucleotides long. It is a transcript of the gene APE3, whose product is annotated as Ape3p. Bases 43 to 1596 code for a protein of 517 amino acids. The record is from RefSeq and is a predicted model, not a curated record. The transcript has a single exon. Gene Ontology annotation, biological process: proteolysis. Gene Ontology annotation, molecular function: metalloexopeptidase activity. NCBI's taxonomy places the organism in Eukaryota, Fungi, Ascomycota, Pichiomycetes, Serinales.
UAUUCUUUUCCCUUCCCUCUUCUUUCUUCUCUACCAAUUGCAAUGAAGUUCCAAUUGUUACCUGCUUCCACUGUUCUCUUACUUGCCUCGGCGGCGAGCGCUGUUCCGCUCUUUUCCCGCUUCGAAACUGCCCCAGACUCGCCUCAGCACCGGCUUUCGAGCUUCUGGCCGCACUUCCCGGGCUUCCACCCUAAGCCGGACAUCAACACGACCGCUUUACAAGAGCUCGUCACGGCGGCUGAGUUGGAGGAACGCGCCAAUACGCUCUACGAAAUCGCCAACUCUUCGGUUGCCGAAUACGGUAACCCGACGCGUGUCAUCGGCUCCCCAGGUCACCUCGGGACUAUUGACUACAUUCUCGCCGAGUUGGGCAAGCUCAGCAAGUACUACACGUUCUACACGCAGGACUUUGAGGCACUCGACGGUAAGGUCAAGUCGUUCUCGUUGUUAGUCGAUGGUGUAGAGCCAAAGUCCGUCACGGCGCUUGGCUUCACCCCACCCACCAAGGACAAGAGACCGGUCCACGGGGACCUCGUUUUGGUCAAGAACUUUGGCUGUGAGCUCUCUGACUUCCCGGCCGCUGCCAAUAACUCCAUUGUGUUGAUCCAGCGCGGGGUUUGUCCGUUCGGGGACAAGUCCCUGAACGCCGGUAAGGCCGGCGCCUUGGCCGCGAUUGUCUACAACACCGAAAAGGGCCCAUUCCGCGGCACAUUGGGGACGCCUACGGGUGACGAGGUUGCGACGUUAAGCAUUUCCCUGGAAGAUGCCGAGCCAUACCUCGCGGCGUUGGCCAAGGGCAAGCAUUUGGAGACCACUGUCUACGUUGACUCGUACGUCGUUCAGAUCAAGACCACCAACAUUGUGGCCGAAACUAAGCAGGGUGACCAUGCCAACGUGGUCAUGUUGGGUGGCCACUCUGACUCUGUUGCUGCGGGCCCCGGCAUCAACGACGACGGCUCUGGCUCCAUCUCGUUGUUGACCGUUGCCAAGGCGUUGACCAACUUCAAGGUCAAGAAUGCGGUUAGAUUCGCGUGGUGGGCCGCCGAGGAGGAGGGUUUGUUGGGUUCGGACCACUAUGUCUCGCAGUUGACCGAGACGGAGAACCAGAAAAUCCGCUUGUUCAUGGACUACGACAUGAUGGCCUCGCCAAACUAUGCCUACCAGGUGUAUGAUGCCAACAACCUGGCCAAUCCUAACGGCUCUGAGGAGUUGAAGAACUUGUACAUCGAUUGGUACGUCGAGCACGGCUUGAACUACACCUUGAUUCCGUUUGAUGGCCGUUCCGACUACGACGCUUUCAUCAAAGGCGGAAUUCCUGGCGGUGGAAUUGCCACUGGUGCCGAAGCCGUCAAGACCAAGAAGGAACAGGCCAUGUUCGGCGGUAAGGCCGGGGAGUGGCUUGACCAGUGUUACCACCAGUUGUGUGACGACUUGGAUAAUGUGAACUACGAUGCCUGGGUCGUCAACACCAAGUUGAUUGCUCACAGUGUGGCUACGUAUGCUGGGUCGUUUGACGGCUUCCCACAGAGAAAGGAUGCCGCAGUUAGUGCCGUUGUUCCACCGUUCAAGUACCACGGCAACAAGCUUAUUAUGUAGCGAUGGAAUAGAUAAAAGUAUGUUUUUAGAUUAGCGCUGAUUGUAAGGUGGGCACUGUCAAGGGCGGAGGUGGGUAUUCUGGCACGGACGGGAAACACAGAGUAUGGGGUUUAUAUCUCACAGCCUCACCGUAGUGCCAUUUUUAUUAUUAUUCGAAUUCGGAUCUGAUUAGCCCGAUAUUGUUUUAUAGCACCAAACAUAGAGCCCUGACGAUCGAUUAACCUUGUGCGAUACCGGCGCCGGUAGCGGCCGUAAACAACAACACCUACACCAUAGUCUGGUUAUGUACAAUAC